AUGACAAUGUUUUUGUUCAUUUUCGGUCAUGUGUUGCAACCAGCCCUCGAGCUCCUCGUCGACGACUGUGGAGGCUCGUGGCGCCGACGUGGCAGCCCAUUUUGCCCAAACUGGAGGGCGAGCCCCGGUCUCCGCUGCCCGCAGACGCUCCCCCGGAGCUGUAUUACUGCUGUGACUAACAGUACCGUUGUUCCCGGUGGUAGCAGGCGACGCCAGCAGGUCGUUGAUCUCCUCGUUGUACACCCCCACGAUCUGCACAGACACUUGGAACUCGUAGAUGUGCUGCUGCUGCGCCACCCAGCUGUAGAUGAGCUCAGCCGCGCGGUAGACCAACCCGCGGUCGCCGUCCGCGCCCUGCAUGCACUGCCUUCCGUUCGCGCAGAUGCUGAAGAGCGAGGCACCAGCGCGCGCGAGCCGUCGAUGGCUUCAUCUCGUCCCGCUCUCUCGGAGAUUGUCCUGGAUCUCCACUGCGCUCAUCAACAGCUCCGACGGCACCAAGUCAACUGGAAACAACCCAAAAGUGUCACGAGUCGGCAGUUCAAACUGCGCCCGAUAAUGCUGCAGUACAAAGGCCACCAAGGCCAGAUUGCCCGUUGCACAAGCGCGAUGGCAGGCCGACCAGCCUGCCGAGUUGCUCGUGGCGCUGGUAACGGCAUCUUCCUCCCCCUCAUCCGCGCUGUAAACUUGGCUGGAGGCUGUGGAGCUCCAGGCCUCCGGACGCACGUGCAGCAGCAGCUCGAGUGCGAUCUGCAGCUGCUGCAGGUGCUGGCCGGACUCGAGCUCCGAGGCCACGAACAUGUGCACCGCCUCCUCGACCUGCAGCUCCGCGUCCUUGUUCUUGGCGUCCGCCUCGUGGUCGUGCAGCAGCAACUUCAGCUGCUAGAUGUCGCCGUCCUCCACGCAGUCCACCAGCUCCGUCGAUGUGGCGGCGCCCAUGGUGAGCCUCGAGCCGCAGGACUUGACUGGCAAUGCGCACCAAAGGUCGCGUAUUGUGAGGAAACUCCAAAACCCGCAUACUUCCUCCGGGCGUAA
This is a messenger RNA of Phytophthora sojae, 1032 nucleotides long. RefSeq lists its product as hypothetical. Lineage: Eukaryota; Oomycota; Peronosporomycetes; Peronosporales; Peronosporaceae. The record is from RefSeq and is a predicted model, not a curated record. Bases 1 to 1032 code for a protein of 343 amino acids. The transcript has 2 exons.